ACAAUUUUUUCUCUUAAAUCUCUACCAAAAAAUGGCUAAGUGUUGUUGUUGCUGUGAUGAAACUACAGUGAAAAAGGGUGUGUGGACACCUGAAGAAGAUCAAAAGCUUAUUGAUUAUGUUAAUAAAUAUGGCCACUGGAAUUGGAGGAGACUUCCUAAGUAUGCUGGUCUUUUGAGAUGUGGAAAGAGUUGCCGAUUAAGAUGGAUGAAUUAUUUGAGACCUAAUAUUAGGAGAGGAGGGUUUUCCUUAGAGGAAGAAGAAAUUAUCAUCCAAAUCUAUGCACAAAUUGGUGGAAGAUGGUCUACCAUGGCGGGGGUGAUGCCAGGCAGAACAGAUAAUGAUAUAAAGAAUCAUUGGAAUACAGUUCUGAAGAGAAGAGUGAUGAAGCAGCAGAUCAAGAAGAAGAAAAUGUUAACAAAAAUGGCAAACAAACCGUCUUUGCCGCCGCUCGCGGUGGCUGAAACCAAUCCAAUUGAUGAGGUUUUUUCCGGGGAGACUUUGAGGUCAAACAAUGACCAGUUGAUCUCCAAUAAUUCUACUCUCAUUAUUGAUCCAACGGCUCUAGAGAGUGUGCUAAUUGAGACUGUUGAAACGCCAACCGCCGGAAAUAUGAACAUGGAGGCGGUGGAUGAGCGGCUGCCGGCGAGUUCCACCGGCGAUUUUUGGACAGACCCUUUAUGGAUGGACAACUCUUUUGACAUUUCAUUUGAUUAUCAAUACCGAAGCUCUGGAGAAUCUAUUGGUUUUUUUAAUUUAGAGUUGGAUGAAUAUCUUUUGCAAGAAGGCAUAUACUAAAAAUUAAACAAAAUUAUUUGUUUGGGAUGUUUUAGUCUUUUGGUUGUGGGUUUAGCUUUAGAGAUCUAUUAUAAGAAAAUACAGGGGGAAUUUUUCAUGUUGUUCUUCUUGUUUCCUCGAGUCGU
Benincasa hispida (wax gourd) is the source of this 921-nucleotide messenger RNA. RefSeq names its product myb-related protein Zm1-like. Lineage: Eukaryota; Viridiplantae; Streptophyta; Magnoliopsida; Cucurbitales; Cucurbitaceae. The record is from RefSeq and is a predicted model, not a curated record.